AUGACGCGUUGGAUUAGAAAGCUCUUGCGCCUUGUUAGACUGUUCAAGGGGCGGAAUGGCUACGAGCGUUUAUCACCCCGCGAGGAGCCGCCCUGGUCUCCGUUCCUGGAGUUGCCUCUUGAUAUUCUCCUAGUUAUCAUACCAUACUUACAGCUGGUGGACCAGGCCUGCCUUGCGCUCACCUGCAAGCCUCUCUACAGACUACUGCGUUCUGUUCAUGGCGAUGAGCAACUGGCCUGGCCAAGGUACCUGGCUAGCCCAUUGCCUGCAUGCGAAUUUGGCAGUCAAUCGCACGUUUUACGCAAUGACCUCCUGCUCAAGCUGGAAGACACCCACUGGAGAUUUUGCCGCCGCUGUCUCAAGCUUCACCCGAAAAACCACUUUACAUAUGCAGAUACAUGGCGCCCAAGUUUAGAUCGAUACUGCAUCAUUGAUGUAGGUGUUGUUGAUCUGUGCGCCUGCCUUGCCCUGACCUACGCAAAUGGCAUACGGCUGGUUGAUUGGAUACAGACGGGAGUAGCAAGUCACGAUCUCCACCGAAACAUCUGUCGGAAAUUCCAACUCCGAGUGCUCAAGAAUACACGGUUCCUUAUCCACCGCUGUUCGGUGACAAGCGAACCUGACGCCUUCGUGGCCCUCACAACUACGGUGGCCCUCGGUUCAGACAACUGCCUGGUCGUCACGACCAGACACAACGUGUAUUGGUCAACACCGCACCAUCAUCCAGGAGAUUUCUCCGACAACCGUGCUAUCUAUCGAGCGCCGCAUAACAUCGAGUCCAUAUUUGCCUGCCCGCACAUGCACGCCCUUGCUUGGCUCUAUGGACAAUACUCACGUUUCCUAGUGCAUGAAAAGAGAUGCGGCGUUUGCGAUACAACACUCAACUUACUUCACUCUACCGGCGACGGCCUCCACUCUGUUAUCCAAGCCGAGCGCAAUUUGGGAAUCAUGUACAAUAACCUGAGCAAGCCCUGGGUGCAAUCGGGCUGUUCUCUAAGGUGGUGGAAGAGUUCUCGGCGCCCGGGAAAUCCGAUGGAGAGGUUAUGGUAUGAAUGGUCCCGGUGGCCCUGA
Molecule: messenger RNA, 1071 nt
Organism: Aspergillus candidus
Lineage: Eukaryota; Fungi; Ascomycota; Eurotiomycetes; Eurotiales; Aspergillaceae
Product: F-box protein
Exons: 1
Coding region: 1-1071 (356 amino acids)
Molecular function (GO): protein binding
Source: RefSeq, a predicted model, not a curated record